CAAUCCCCCAAGAUUCUUGAAAGUUAUCUAUUGUGUCCAUCAAUGAUUUCGCACAGUGUCUCGUCAGAUCUGUCAGCAUGAUAACCUGGAUGUUUCCGUGAGGCUCCGUUUCACUUCGCAGUUAAUCCUACGUCACUACUUCGACUUGUGCCUAACGAGUGAUAAAUAAAUUGCGCUCAAAUGAAUCCCCAAUACUAUAAAGUUUUGACUCUGGACAUACAUAAAUCACAAGAUCACUGCAUCUGUACCUAAGUUAAUCAAUAGAUAGUCCCCUCACCUAAACAGAGCUAUCCCGCCUAAGCGACAUAGUCACCACAAUGUCCGAAGUUCCAGCCCCAGCAGCGGCGACGACAACAGCAACCGCCUCCUUCCCGCCCAGCGAACUCCACGACAUCCUAUCCCAAGUAACCGCACUCCUCAAGCAACGCCAAGAGACCGUAUCCGUCGCCGAGACCGCCGCCGGCGGGCUCCUGAGCGCCAGCAUCCUCUCGCAGCCCGGCGCAUCGGAGAUUUACAGAGGCGGGCUGACGCUCUACACGCUGCCCUCACGGGUCGCCUACGCGGGGUGGACGGCGGAGGACACCGCGAACUACCGGGGCCCUUCGACGGCCAUCGUCGCGGGCCUGGCGAGGCAUGUGCGGGGGGACCUGGGGAGUACGUAUACGCUGGCCGAGAGCGGGACGGCGGGGCCGACGGGGGGAAACACGCCGAACCGGAGACCCGGGUAUGUGGCGUUGGCGGUGGAUUGUGAGAGAGGCACGUUUGUGAGGGAGGUGGAGACCGGGUUGGGCCCGGAUCGGACAGGGAACAUGGUGAGGUUUGCGGCGGAGGGGUUGGUUUUGUUGAGGGAUGUGAUUUCGGGGGAGGCGAAGUUGUGAAAGGAGUUCAUGAUAUGCUAGUGUUAUAAAGUACAGUAUUGGCAACUGCCUCGUGUGAGACCAAUUUUGAGAAAACCCGCAAUUCGUAAGGGAUGACCUUGCUGCGCCAUUCGCCGACCCGGAUGCCGCUGUCAAAAAAGACUUCAACAAGAAUCGAGAUGAUCAAGCUUGUGCCACCUCCAUCAAUUCACA
Molecule: messenger RNA, 1070 nt
Organism: Dissoconium aciculare CBS 342.82
Lineage: Eukaryota; Fungi; Ascomycota; Dothideomycetes; Mycosphaerellales; Dissoconiaceae
Product: competence/damage-inducible protein-like protein cinA
Exons: 1
Coding region: 318-878 (186 amino acids)
Source: RefSeq, a predicted model, not a curated record